GACUUCUGUAUGAGACAGGGAAGCAAGAGGUAAGAACAAAAGAAGAGGAAAAGUAAAAGGGAUGGAGACUGCUGGAGUGGAGGACUCCUCAGAUAAACUUUGUAAACCUCAGGAUUCCGCAUCUUCUGUGGGUCCCCCCUCCGAAGCUCCUCCUGAAGCUUGUCCUGGUAAGACGCAUGAAGAAGCGAAGCUCGAAGAGGAAAAGUCUGAAGAGGUAGAAGAGGAGGUGGUUGAGGAGAACAGAGAGGAGUGUAGGCUGCUUGGAUGUCUGGGCUUGGCGGCUGCUUCCUGUUGUAUAUGUGUGGAGUUGGAUCAAGUGCGUAACUGUGUGCGCUCCGAGAAGAUUUGCAUCCUGCCCAUUUUAGCCUGUUUGCUAAGUUUGGCCCUCUGCACUGCUGGACUCAAGUGGGUUUUUGUGGACAAAAUAUUUGAGUAUGAGCCUCCCACACAUCUGGAUCCCAAGCCCAUGGGCCAGGGCCCUUUCAUCAUCGAUGCAGAUCCCACACUGGGGCUACCUGUGUCAUUCUCGCAUCCUACCUCACCACCAGUCCUUACCCUAAAUACCACUACAACUAAACCCAAGGUGUUUGUUGAAGGUGAAUCCACCAGUCGUCCUUUUGCACCUGCCUCACCCAAGGUGACCCCAACAUCAAAAGUGACUUCUCACAAGAGCCUAAGCUCAAACCCCUCUUCCAACACCACCCCAGAAUCUGUCAGGAACAGCACACAAUUUCAACAUGGGGAAUCAAACAACAUCUUUACCAAAACCUCUGCCACCAGCACCACGCCGUCAGCCAAGACGUCCAGUCACGUGACACGCUGCAGUGAGGAGGAGAAGAGUUACUGCGUGAAUGGGGGCGAGUGCUUUACCCUAAAUGUCACACCCAACUCCAUCAAACGGCUUUGCAGGUGCCCAAAUGAGUUUACUGGUGAUCGCUGCCAAAACUACGUAAUGGCCAGCUUCUACAAACAUCAUGGGAUUGAAUUUAUGGAAGCUGAGGAGCUGUAUCAGAAGCGUGUAUUAACAAUAACAGGCAUCUGCAUUGCUCUUCUAGUUGUUGGAAUCAUGUGUGUGGUGGCCUACUGCAAAACCAAGAAGCAGAGGCAAAAGCUGCAUGAUCGCUUGAGACAGAGUAUACGAAACCACAAUGCAAUGGCUGACAUAGGAAAUGGUCCACAGCACCUGCAAAAGCACCACACACCACCGCAAACCCUGCAGCUUGUUAAUUAUGCAUCAAAAAAUCCUGUCCCUUCUGAGCAUGUGAUCGAGAAGGAAAGAGAAACCUCAUUUACCACAUGCCAGAACACGACGUGCACUGCAGCCACUCAUACCUCCAGCCAAUGUUGGAGUAAUAGUGUAGUGUCUGACAGCCGUCCAGUCUUGGGUGCGUUAUCUGGCCAGAACAGCCGAAAUGGCACUCCAAGUCACCGCGGACGUUUAAAUGCUACUGGCGGAGCCCGAGAAGUCAGUGCCUACGUGAAAAACUCAAAAGAAACCACAGACUCCUACAAAGAAUCACCAUACAGUGAGAGGUAUGUUUCAGCACCGACACACCCCUCGCCUGUGAAGCUGCUCUCCCCUGCAACGCCCUCCUCUCCUCCUUCUGAGAUGUCAACAGCUCUCCCCAGCCUGGCAACCUCUGUUCCUUCCAUGGCGACGAGUCCAUCAGGUGGGGACGAACGGCCCCUGCUGUACUUCACGCCCCCGCCGCUCCGUGAAAAAUCUGAGCCAAGCAGAGCUCGGCAACUUCGCAACUCGGCUCACUGCAACCACGGCCUGGAGGAAAUAAGCCCUCCAACCAGCCUGCAACACACCCCGGAGGAUGAGCAGCUUACUAUCCAGGAGGGUGACUGUUCCAUGCCCAAUUCUGCCCCUCAAAGCCCCACAGCUAUGCACAUAUUCAAAAGAACAAAACCUGAAGAUAAGAAUACCCAAGAGGAGCAGAAAGCAUCGAGUGAAGGCAGCUCUGAGAGCAGCAGCUCUGAGAGCGAGACGGAGGAGGAGCGCAUGGCUGAGGACAAACCUUUCCUCCUACAGAACCCUGGGGCUUUGGGAAUGGCUGUGCUGGGGUUGGAGCUGGCAGACAGCAGCAGGACUAACACUGCACUGCACAUCUCCCCACAAGAUGACCUGCAGACCAGACUAACCAGUGUCAUGGCCAACCAAGAUCCAAUUGCUGUAUAAAAAGGAAGAGACAAUAGAAAAAAACAUACUAAAAGAGAGACACAACUAAACCUUUAUUUUCUAUAAAUUAAGUAUUUGAGGGAAAUGAGUAAAAAAACAAUAACUUUUAUUUUAGUUAUAUAGUUGCAACAAAGUCUUUUAUAAAUUAAAUGUAUAUAAACGUGUUUGCAUUAUGACAAAGUGCCAUGUAUGUGUAUAUGGUCACAGUAUUUCAAAGGCAGAAAAACAGUAUAAAUGGUGCCUUUAAUUUCAGCAUGAAGAUCUAAAGGAAACGGCUUUAUAACAUUGGGCCAAAAAUUCCUGAUGUUCAGCCAGCAAACUGUAAUCAGCAUCAUGCAAAACUUCUCUUAAGCAUUGGAACAAUAGAGUUAUAACUAUUUUAUAGAUGGUUGUUUUCUCAGCUAAUAACAAAAAAGAAAUGUUAACAAAUUUUGAUUUGUACAAAAUUAGACAUGAUAGCUUAAAAACAACUCGUAACACAUUGUUUGCUGGUUGAACUGACUGAAUAAAUGGCUGAAUGUCAGUAAUUUAACACACCCAUUGGCUUUAUGGUAAUGCAUUGUGGGGAAAGUAUAGCACCAAUAUAUCAUCUGGACUCCACACUUGUGUAACCAUUUGCCCAUCAAUAUCAUUGUAGAAUGUAUUUCAGUAUCCAAAGUGUCCUUUGUGUUAUUUUUUUUUCACCAUACAAAUGUAAUCUUGUUUGACGGGGCACUCGCAUAAAUGUUUGUUUUUUCUUUUGCAGCCUAAAAAUGAUGCCAGCCGAGUUUUUAGUGUCUGUAAAAAAAAAAAAAAGGUUGAGUUUGCUUUACCAACAUCUUUGUGAACUGGGCAAAAGAUACAGAAUGAGUGCUUAUUAAUAUCAGAAUACCAUAAAUACUAAUAUAACAUUUGUUUCUGUGAAAUAAAUCCUUUAACCGGCCAUUUAGCUUGCUGGACAGAUAAAGUGGACAGAUAAAUGCAAAUCGACACUUCUACUAGCUUGUUGCCAAUGCUGUGGUGAAAAGGCAGUUCCUGCAGUUUUCUAAAUACCAUCUCCUAUCACAAAACUGAACAUACUGAUAUUUUGCAUUUUAUAGUAUUUAUUUUGUAUAUUUAUUAUUUAUUUAUUUAUUUAUUACUUGGCCUCAUAUAAACAAUCCACUACAAUUUAUAUUUUAGUAGUGUUGAAUAUAUUUCCAUAUAUCAAUAUCAGUACUUUUAAAAUUGGUUUCCCUUUUUUACCAUUCCAUUUUAUUUAUCGAUAUAUGUUUUUUUUUGUUGAAGGCCUAGUGUAUCAUGCAAUAUUAAUAAAUUUACAGCUGAUUAAUGUCAUGAGUGUACAGUUAUAUUACCAUAUAUAGCGCAUUUGUUCAACCUUAUCAUUUGGGUCGCGACAGUGGCCAAAUGCAAAUCCACGGGUCACAUAAAUGCAUAAAUAUAUACAUUUACCGCUUAGAGUUAUAUUAAACCUAUAGUACAUAAGCACAGGUCACACUUUACUCUGAUAACCACUUAUUGCUUGUAAAACACCCCAUGAUGCAUUGCUUUCAAACCAAGGAGUGUCUAACUUGUGUAAAUACAAACAUAAAAACUCAAGUUAUUUUACUGAGUCUGUUAAGACAAGACUUCUCACUCAUAAUACUAAUGUAAUAACUCCAGUGGGUAGGUAUUAGCAAAAUUAUAUCUUUUACUGAUGUAUUUUAUAAAUAGCAUAUACUAUAAAAAAGAG
This is a messenger RNA of Trichomycterus rosablanca, 3896 nucleotides long. RefSeq names its product neuregulin 1 (gene nrg1). The coding region runs from base 62 to 2185 and encodes 707 amino acids. NCBI's taxonomy places the organism in Eukaryota, Metazoa, Chordata, Actinopteri, Siluriformes, Trichomycteridae. Gene Ontology annotation, molecular function: chemorepellent activity; protein tyrosine kinase activator activity. The record is from RefSeq and is a predicted model, not a curated record. Gene Ontology annotation, biological process: intracellular signal transduction; cell differentiation; animal organ development. The transcript has 9 exons.